Messenger RNA from Didymodactylos carnosus, 255 nucleotides. The record is from the annotation of a GenBank genome assembly. Lineage: Eukaryota; Metazoa; Rotifera; Eurotatoria; Philodinida; Philodinidae.
AUGGCUUCAACACUAAAGAUACCCGAUUAUCUGAAGUCCAACGUCGUGUAUGAAGCUACAUGUCCAGUAUGUGGUGAUAAAUACUUGAAUAAAGUACGUCAACAUUUAACAAGAAGUUUUAAUGAACAUAUAACUGAUCAGAAUAAAUGCAUACCUGUACAUUCACAGCCUGCUGCUAUUACCAAAAGUGUAUCAGUGACACGGACAGGAAAACUUCCACCGUCAAUUAGAAACGCCAAUAGUGCAGAAAGUUGA